Molecule: messenger RNA, 2100 nt
Organism: Hansenula ciferrii
Lineage: Eukaryota; Fungi; Ascomycota; Saccharomycetes; Phaffomycetales; Wickerhamomycetaceae
Gene: MSC2
Product: metal cation transporter MSC2
Exons: 1
Coding region: 1-2100 (699 amino acids)
Biological process (GO): zinc ion transport; transmembrane transport; intracellular zinc ion homeostasis
Cellular component (GO): membrane; Golgi apparatus
Molecular function (GO): zinc ion transmembrane transporter activity
Source: RefSeq, a predicted model, not a curated record
AUGACUACUGGAAGCACUGGAAACACAUUGGAUCAAUACAUCGACAUAUCACAUAUUCCUUUACUACUGGCAUAUCCCACAUGUUUAUUAGCUUCUACUCUAAUAUAUCAAUCAUCAGAUCAAUUGAACAUUGGUGAAUUAUUACUCAAAUCAAUAUGGAUCCCCGGUGUGAUAAGUUCAUUGCUGAUAGUGGUGUAUUACUAUAUGGGGAAUCAAGCACAACAGCGAAGAACAUCAGUAUCAUCAACAUUAAGUUCAUCAACUAGUACUGGGUUAAAGGACAUUAUAUCAUCAAAUGAACAAUUUUUAGCUAUUUUUGGAUUAUUGAUUGUUAAUUCUCAACUGGGUUCAUUAAGAACUGUGGUAUUGGCAUUAGUUCUCAUAAUAAGUUCAAAUAUUUGGUUUAGUGGUGCUUGUUUGAUUUAUGAUUUAUGGGUAUUAUAUUCAAGUACUAAUGAACUAUACCUUAUACCAAAAUCAUUAGAUCAAUCAAAUUUAUAUUUUAUAAUAUUAAGUUAUCUUAUACUUUAUCAAAUUCAUCCACAAUUAAGAUCAAUUAAUUCAUCAAACAAUAUUUCACAAGAUUUAAAAUUACCAAUCAUUAUAUUUAUAAUUUCUUUAAUUGGAUUAGUAUUAAAUUUGGAGAAAAUUCAAUCAAGUAUGAUUUUAGUUUCAUUAGGUUGUGGGAUUAUAAUAAAUAUAACGAAAUUAGAUUUGCAACAAAUUAAAUUUUCAAAAGGUUCACCAACAAUAACAGGUUUAAUAUCAUUAAUACUGGUUGGAUUAUCAUUUAAUAACCUUUUCAAUUUAGAAAAUAAGCUUAAAAUUUUAGGAGAAUUGAUUAUAAUUUUCCUAUCUGGUAUUAUAAAUGUUAAUGAAUCUUUUUUUGAACCCCAAUCAACUAAUUCACAUUCACACACCCAUACAUCAAUUGAACAAGAAGAUUCAAUAAUUCAUGAAUUAUUAAAACAUAAAGAUACAAGAGCAAUUUUUUCAUUCUUAUUAUUAAAUACAUCAUUCAUGUUUAUACAAUUUCUUUAUUCAUUUAGAUCAAAAUCUCUUGGAUUAUUAUCAGAUUCUUUACAUAUGGCAUUAGAUUGUACUUCAUUAGCCCUGGGGCUUGUUGCCGGGAUAUUAGCUAAAAAACCACCAAAUGAAAUAUAUCCAUUCGGUUUAGCUCGUAUUGAAACUCUUGCAGGUUUUGCCAAUGGUGUUUUAUUAAUUGGUAUAGUAGCUGGUAUAGUUAUUGAAGGUAUUGAAAGAUUAUUAAACCCUGUUACUUUAGAAAAAACUGGUGAAUUAUUAAUUGUUUCAUUCUUGGGGCUUGUUGUUAAUAUCGUGGGGAUUUUUGCUUUUAAUCAUGGUCAUGGUGAUCAUGGAGGUCAUAGUCAUGGACAUAGUCAUUCUCAUGGACAUUCUCAUUCUCAUGGUUCUGGUUCUGAUGAUGAUGAUGAUCUAAAAGAUAAUGAUAAUAUGAGAGGGAUUUUCUUACAUAUUUUAGCUGAUACUUUAGGUUCUGCAGGUGUUGUUAUAUCAACAAUUUUAACAUCAAUAUUCCAUUCACAAAUAUUUGACCCAUUGGCUUCAUUAUUUAUUGCAAUUAUGAUUUUUUUCAGUGCAAUUCCAUUAAUUAAAUCAAGUGCAUCAAAUUUAUUAUUAAGUUUAGAUGAUAAAAAAGAUGAAAUGAUGAAAGAUAUAUUAAGUCAAGUUUCUACAACACCAGGUGUUGCUGGAUAUACAACUCCAAGAUUUUGGCCAAGUGUGGAAAUUGUAAAUAAUGAUGUUGAUAAUCAUGGACAUUCACAUUCAAUUGAAUUAAAUGAAAAAAAUCAUCAACAUGAACAUGAUCAUAGUCAUAGUCAUAAUGAACAUAAUCAUAGUCAUGAUACUCAUAGUCAUAGUCAUGAUCAUCAGGAUGAACAUAAACAAGAAGUUAAAAAAUUCAAUCUAUUAGGUUAUAUUCAUAUUCAAUAUAUAGAGGGAGAAAAUUCAACAAUUAUAAAGAAACGAGUACAAAGAAUCUUUGAACAAAAUGGGAUAAAAUGUUGGAUCCAAGUUGAAAAUGAAGAUUCAAAUUGUUGGUGUAGAAGUAAUAAAUAG